Messenger RNA from Hyla sarda, 580 nucleotides. Its product is annotated as cytochrome b-c1 complex subunit 9. The coding region runs from base 137 to 322 and encodes 61 amino acids. The record is from RefSeq and is a predicted model, not a curated record. The transcript has 2 exons. NCBI's taxonomy places the organism in Eukaryota, Metazoa, Chordata, Amphibia, Anura, Hylidae. Gene Ontology annotation, biological process: mitochondrial electron transport, ubiquinol to cytochrome c.
GGUUCGUUUACAAGACAAGCAGCCAUAGCAGUGAAGGAGUUAACGCACGCCUCAGCGCUCAGUCACGUGACAGGAAGUUGUCCGCCCUUUUCCGCGUCACUCGGGGAGGCGCUUCCUGUCAGAGUAGACCUUCACCAUGUCGCUGCUGAACACCGUGUACCGCGCCGUGUUCCGCCGCACCUCCACCUUCACCCUCAGCAUCGUGCUCGGGGUGGUGCUCUUUGAAAGGGCUUUUGACCAAGGAGCUGACGCUUUAUUCGAACACCUAAACCGAGGGAAAAUGUGGAAGCACAUCAAGCAUCGGUAUGAAACUGAAGAGUAGGAGGAGUUCAAGACAAAAACACCUCCCUGUUUCUGAGAGAACAUAUUUUUCACCAGAGUCUACAACAUGGAUGACAAGAUCACCUGUUGCAGGGAACAAACCUCACCUGCUGUCUGUGACUUUAUGGAUACACUUUAACAAUAAAAUCACAAUGUAGGCCCGCUGCUAUUGAUGGAGAGUCUCGGACACCACCUUCUCUGUGUAUCCUCUCAUUCUCUACAAUGUGUUAUAAUAAACAGUUCUGUGUAUUUACUGCUA